GCUAAGGCAACUCUACAUUCCUAAACUUGACAGAUCCUGAAGGUUGUGUGUGUGUACAUGCACACGCUAGAAAUUGAGUAUUAAGAGAAUUGUGGUUUGCUCUAAAAUCCGUGUGUGGGUGCUGGGAGAUGACUGACAGGUAUGCUGAUUACAUUUGGUCAGCUUGUCAAAGCUAGAGUCAGACUGCUCUGUGGACAAGUGUAUAAGGUAUUUCCUUGAUUAAUGAUUUAUAUAAUAAUGCUCAUCCCACUGUGUUUGAUGCCACUCUGGGCAAGUCUUGAGUUGAAUAAGAAAGCAAUCUUAGCAAGCCAUGAGAUUAGGGAAGUGUGUUAGUCAAAGUUCUGCUGCUGUAAGAGACACCAUGACCAUGGCAACUCUUACAAAGGAAAUCAUUUAGUUAAGGCUGGUUUACAGUUUCAGAGGUUUAGUCCAUUCUUGUCACAGUGGGGAGUAUGGUUGCACACCGGCAGACAUGGUGCUGGAGAGGUUGCUGAGAGUUUUCAAUGUAGAACGGCAGGAAGACAGACACUGAGCCUGGCUUGAGCAUUUGAAAAAGCCCCUGCCCCCCAGUGACACACUUCGUCCAACAGAGCCACACCUACUCCAACAAGGCUGAAAGCUCCUAGUCCCUGUGGAGCAACAGCACUCCCUAAUGACCAAGCAUUCAAAUCUAUGAGCCUGUGGGCACCAUGCUUACUCCAACCACCACAGGCAGUCAGCAGCAUUUCCCAGGUUGGGAGCAUGUGGAAUGCCUAGCUCUGUAGUGUAUAUCAGUAAAUCUGUUUGCCAGAGCUGGAGACUUGUUAUUAUGAACAUAUUUUAAUUUACUAAUUUCUAAGUGUGUGUUGUGAUUUCACAUUGUGAAGGCACAUUCAUUUCAGACCAGCUUUCCCUGCAGGCUUUCAGAAAAAUAUUUUUUAUGACAAGGUCUCUUAUGUGUAGGCACAUAGGUCUUGCUGCACUCUGAGUCAACUUCUUCAGUUUUUGGAUUAAAAUUCUGUGGCACCACACAGUUCUAAAAAUACCCAUUUGAGUCACAGAGUGGGAUGUUUAUAUCAGUAACAGGAAAGGGAUUUGUGUGGGGACAUGUUGUUUUGUUUUGUUUUUUUCCCUUGAAGCCAGAAUUGAAGGAAUAGUUUACUGGGUACAGUGCAGGGGGAAAUAGGCUAGGCAAUAGCUGGAUUACAGUUGGUUCAAGUUUAAGUCAGUGAACUGCAGUGGUCUCCCUUAUAUUUCUUUUGCUGUGGCAGGUGAGUGAAUUUCUGUGUACUUACCCAGCAUGCAUUAGUUCAUACCAUAUGAAUGAAGGCAAACCAAAUUGGUGUGUGUACAGUUUGGGGAAGUUACCUUUUGUGGAGAGGUAGCUUUUGUGGAGAGCUGCUUGUUUGGCAAGCUGCUUUGAUAUUGAGUAUUCAGCAAAAACCAUGGUUUUUGCCCUGGCCUAUACCUUGAAACAGAGAUAAACAGGAUGUUUUGCCAAGUUCCUUUAGCUUGUUUGUGUGACUGUGAAGCAUUUCUGCUAUACAGAAAUGUGAAGUCUAAGAAAAGAAGUGGUCUAAGAAAAGAAGUUGGACUGCUCCAUGAACCCCUUCCUUGUAAUGAUGUGCCUUGUUUUGCUUUGCCUAUAUUCAGGAGCUGUGGAAUAAAGUCAGGGCUUCAGUAUUUACUGAGCCGAUCCCUUGUAUCUUGCUUUAUUUCUUUCAAUCCUCACUCCCCACUCAGGUACUGUUUGACUUGCCGGCCAGCUCCGGCAGCCAAUGAAAUUUCCAGUUGAGCAAUUCUUUCAUAUGGGUAAGUGCAACCCAGGUUGGCUCACAUCAGGCUGGUGAGAGGAUUGAGACACGGGGCUUUUGGCUGUGGCUUGUGUGUCAGCAUAUAGCACUCAGCAGCUAACAUUUUGCAUAGGGCAGAUCAUCAUUCUCUAACUAAUGGCAUUCUCUCUACCAGGAAGGAACUUACUCUCUUUCAAAAUCAACAUACCUAAGUGUAAGCCACAUAUUAACAUCUGGCUUAGUGUGGUGGUUUGAACUGGCAUGGCCCUGAUAGGCUCAUGUGUUUGGUGCUUGGCUCAUAGGAAGUGGCACUAAUAGGAGGUGUGGCUUUGGAAUAGAUUUGGCCUUGUUGGAGGAAGUGUGUCACUGUGGAGGAUGGUUUUGAGGUCUGGUAUAUAGUGUGCUGUCUAUUUUGAGUUUCCUGUUUGGGAGAGGCUUUCAUUGUGUAUGAUGUAUUGUCGACUUUGACAGCAUGGGGAGUGGUCAGUAUCACAAUGUGGGGCCCUUUCCACCACGGAGUCAGAGUCUUUUGGAUGGCUUCUGGCUCAGUAGUCAUGAGGCUUCACUGCUGCCAGGUCAUGCAGCGGACAGACAGUAGAUGUAGUUUUUCCUGCAUCUUUUGCAGUGCCUCGACUGGCUGGAGUAGGGCAAGGUUACAUGCUUCAACAAUCAAAUCAGAUAUAAUCUUUGGACUGAUGUGAGGGGAUCUUCCAAACAUUAUUUUGUAGGGGGUCAGAGCUUCUUGGUAAGGGGUAUUUCUAACCAGUCUCUGCCAAGUUUCCCCAAGAGGAGUUUAUUUUUGUCUUAGCAUUUUCAGCUUGUUAAGAGUAGGGGCAGUGCACUCUCUUCUGUAAUUACUUCUAGCUGAAAUUGGGGUGUCAGGGCCCAGGAAGGCUGAAAUGCUAGUCAAGGGCUGGGCAAUGGGGCAUUUUUCAGAAGCAUCUGAUUUGAAGAGACAGGGAGCAGUUGCAUCAGCUAGACUGUUUUAUAUCAGCUUUUGCAAGUCCAGAGCUCAGCAGGUUGCAGUUCGCAGGUGCAGUCUACAUGGUGCCUGGCAGACAAGUGGAGGUCUACGGAGACAAAUAUCGACUGGGGACAGAAGUUAAAGUUUCCUGGUAACUCCUCCUGGUGGAGGAGGAGCAUGAGAGGGGCUGACCUCCCUUGUCUACGCAAAGUGGGGCUAUCAACUCUCUAAUGUCCUGCUCAUCCACGGUUUUUGGGCAGGACCUACAGCAGGACACAGUGACCUAUGAGGAUGUACAUGUAAACUUCACUCAUGAAGAGUGGAGUUUGCUGGAUUCUUCCCAGAAGAGUCUCUAUAGAGAUGUGAUGCUGGAGACCUACUGGAACCUCACUGCAAUAGGUUACAAAUUAGAAGACCAGAAUAUUGAAGAAUACUGUCAAAGUUCCAGAAGACAUGGAAGCUACAACAUCUGUCACUGUGGAUACAAGCCUUGUGAGCAUAACGGAUAUGGAAAGAAGCAGUGUGCCUUUACACAGAAUAGUUUCCUUCAAAUAUAUGACAGAAUCCAUAGUGAAGAAAAACCCUAUGAAUGUAGUCGAUGCAGUAAAAUCUUUGCAAAUUUCCGUAGUCUUCGAAAACAUGAAAAAAAUCAUACCAGAGAAAAACCCUAUGAAUGUAAUCACUGUGGCAAAGCUUUUCCAAGUCGCAGUUCUCUUCAGAUACACAUAAGAACUCAUACGGGAGAGAAACCAUUUGAUUGCCACGAAUGUGGUAAAUCCUUUGCAUGUAGCAGUCAUCUUCAAAUACACAAAAGGACUCACACAGGAGAGAAACCCUAUGUUUGCAAUGAAUGUGGUAAAGCAUUUGCACGUGUCAGUAAUCUUCAAAUACACAAAAGAAGUCAUACAGGAGAGAAACCCUAUGAUUGCAAUGAAUGUGGUAAAGCCUUUGCAUGUCGCAGUCAUCUUCAGAUACACAAAAGAACUCACACGGGAGAGAAACCCUAUGAUUGCAAAGAAUGUGGUAAAGCCUUUGCAACUCGCUGUCGUCUUCAAAAACAUGAAAGAACUCAUACUGGAGAGAAACCUUAUCAAUGUGAUCAGUGUGGUAAAGCCUUUACAGGCCGUAGUCAUCUUCAAAUACAUGAAAGAAGUCACACUGGAGAGAAACCCUAUGAAUGUUCUCAAUGUGGUAAAGCCUUUGCAUAUAACAGUGAUCUUCACAGGCAUGAAAUAAUUCAUACUGGAGAGAAACCCUAUGGAUGUAAUCAGUGUGGUAAAGCCUUUGCAAGUCGUAGUAGUCUUCGAAAUCAUGAAGAACAUCAUACUCUUGAGAAACCCUAUGAAUGUACUCACUGUGGUAAAGCCUUUGCAUAUUGCAGUAAUCUUUAUAUACAUGAAAGAAUUCAUACCGGAGAGAGGCCCUAUAAAUGUAAUCAAUGUGGUAAAGCCUUUGCACGUCCCAGUCAUCUUCAUAUCCAUGAAAGAAUUCAUGCUGGAGAGAAACCCCAUGAGUGUAGUCAAUGUGGAAAAGCAUUUUUAUUUCGCAGUAGUCUUCAAGUACAUGAAAGAACUCACACUGGAGAUAAACCUUACAAUUGUACUCAAUGUGGUAAAGCCUUUGCACGCCGCAGUCUUCUUCAAAUACAUGAAAGAAGUCAUAGUGGAGAGAAACCUUAUGUGUGUAAUCAUUGCAGUAAAGCCUUUGUGUGUCGCAGUAGUCUUCAAAUACAUGAGAGAUCUCACACUGGUGAGAAACCUUAUGAAUGUAAUCAGUGUGAUAAAGCCUUUACACGUCGCAGUCUUCUUCAAAUUCAUGAAAGAAGUCAUAGUGGAGAAAAACCCUAUGGAUGUAAUCAGUGUGAGAAAGCUUUUGCACGUCGCAGUCUUCUUCAAAUUCAUGAAAGAAGUCACAGUGGAGAGAAACCUUAUGAGUGUAAUCAUUGCAGUAAAGCCUUUGCAAGUCGUAGUAGCCUUCGAAAUCAUGAAAAACAUCAUACUGUUGAGAAACCUAAUGAAUGUACUCAGUGUGAACUUAAGAGUGGGAACCAAGGUACUCCAAGGACAAGCUAACCUUUGAUAGAAUCUGAGAAACAACAUAGAGUUAGUUCUGAUCUUAAGAGUGGGAACCAAGGUACUCCAGGAACAAGCUAACUUUGGAUGAAGUCUGAGAAACAAUAUAAAGUUAGUUAACCCUUUCUUGUUCUCUCUGAACUCUGGCUGCCUGGUUUAACUCAGCUGUUCUAGCUCAAACUCUUCUCCAAGCUGAAUGAUUUGCUCUGUUUGGCCUCACAAUAACUCUAGUAACCCGUUCUAAUCUUCUGUCUCUUCCUUAUCCUCUGGCUCCCUCUGUCUUCACCUGUGUCUAGUUUGUUCUCUCCUCAACCUGUCUCUAUAAAAUUCUCCUGGUAAAACUGCCUCUGAUUCCCACAAACUAACCUGCCACAAACUCAGCUCCACUGCACUGCCUCUCAACUCACUGUUCAACUGAACUGACUGACCAAAACUGACUAGAAUUAUCACAGACACACACACACAUCUUUUGCCAGAGCAGCCAUGUUCUGAAUUAAAAUUCCUCUACAUAUUUCAUUGGAUUGUUUCUCUCUCUCUCUCUCUCUCUCUCUCUCUCUCUCUCUCUCUCUCUCUCUCUGUCUCCAAACAUUCAAACAUUGAAAAAUGUGAGGAAGAUUUUUCAGCCCUGGGCUGUUCUGAGUCAGCUCAGGUUCUGGCCCAAAAACCAGUGACCCUGUUCCAAGCUGCCAAGAAAAGAUACAGAGGUCCCUGGUUUCUGCCUUGAGCUGUUCCAUUGGACCUGAGAUGGUCACGUGCAUGCAAGUCAGGCUGGCUCGUUAUUCUUGUUGUUUUCAGCAGACACUUCCUGUUUUGCUAAUUAAGCCUCCUGUUUUGCUUGGAUAUGUUUACUUGGAAACCUAUAUAAGUGGUUUACUCUGUAACAAAGAUGGUGCCUUGAUCAGAGCACUGUCUUGGCGUCACUUCUUCGUGUUCUCUGACUCUUUUAAUUCCUAGACCCUUGUGCAGGCAGUUACUAUUGGUGGUCGCAGGUGACUACACUGCCUGGCUCACUCAUGGAGUGACUACACUCAUGGAGUCCGAUCCCCUUAACAAAUCACAGAUAUGUCCAAAAAAUUCUUUAUGUUGAAGGAGGCUCUGAAGGCACAGCAGUCACCCACAGCCAGCUCCAAGAAGGAAGAGGAGGCCCUUUGAAGCCAGGUGACAGCCAUGCAGCACAGGAUGGAGAUACUGGCUCUGUGUAGCAGGAGAGGGGUGGUGGGAGCCAUAGACAGAGCAGUCAGUGUACUGGUGGGUGUUAGGAAACUUGCAACUGUGAAGGUUACACGACGGGUUCACAAAUCACACCACGAGACCGGUUCCAUAUGGGAGGUUUAUUAGGGGAAGGGAAAGGGGGUCGCAGAGAGAUUAGGCAGAAGAGAAAGAGAGAGAGGCAGGGCUCCAGGAGCUCUCUUAUAAGGUGACCCAGGGCAUGCCCAGGUGGUUCCAGGUGAUCAGCGGGUGGUCUUCUUGGUGGCUUCACAAAUGCCUGAUACCCGGUUUGUGAGGUCCCUUGCGGGUGGCCGUAGAGAUGCCUGCUUACUGAUCCCAACAGUGGGCAUGCCUGGCAGGAUGCAGGCUGGGCAGGGUACCACAGACACCUCCCUGAGUCAGCCAUCAGCAGCUACUGAACCUGGGGUUUUGACUCAGGCAGAGUGUGUGGGUGUGUCUCACUGUGGCUGGGCCUCCAGUUCUCUCCCCUUUCCUCCCAAACUGCCUUCUUUCCUUCCUUUCCCUUCCCUUCUUGUUCCCUUCCUCCCUAUCCACCUUUCAUCUGAGGCAGGGUCUCAUGUAAUGCAGGCUGACCUCAAAAUCACUAUAUAGAUGGAUGACCUUGACUCUCUGACCACUCCCCUGAGUCCACAGGAGGAGGCCCAGGAGCAUGGCACCGUGGUGGCUUUAUACUGCAGUCAUCUCCUGUAUGCCAUUCAGGUGAGUCCCCUGCCUCCUGACUCCACCUAAGGGUGCCCAUCUGGCUUUACCAUUAUUCUGGCACCUCCUGGGCCCAGUCUCUCCUGUUCAGAGCCUGCCUGUGGCUUCUGGGAACAUGCCUGUGCAGCAGGGACCUUCCUCAUGGAGCAUUGGCUCUCUUGGGUUUGAGUGGAGAGACUUGCAAGGGGCAGGGAAGCACCCAGCAGGUGCACCGGACAGAUGGAUGAGGAUGUACAGUGCAUUCUCAGCCAGAUCCUGCAGAUGCAGCGGCUGCAGGCACAGGGCCACUGAGGACUCAGCUCAGACAUUCAGUCUCCAUCCUUCACCUCUGCAAGCUGAAGCCACAGACAUCACCACCUUCCCACACACCUAAGGAACAACAGGACUCAGCAUGCAGUGGGAGACCAGCCUGGGCCUCAGCAAUGGAGCCCAGCUCACCCAUCACCCAACAGCUCCCUGCACUCUGGCCUUCUGAUUCCCGUCACUCUCCGUUCUGACGCUAGAUAUACCACUACAUCACAACUGACUACCCAGGUGUAGAAGAUCAAUGAGAGAGAGAGAGAGAGAGAGAGAGAGAGAGAGAGAGAGAGAGAGAGAGAGAGAAGAGUAGAAAAGAGAAGAGAAGAGAAAAAGAGAGAGAAGCAGUGUGGGACGCUGGGUGAGGGCAUGCUAGGGAAGACUCAACACAGUUUGUUCUUCUGCAUCCAUAACACAAUUAUGUCAAUAAAAAUGAGUGCCGUGCAGUAUUUAAAGUUUGCUUCAGGAGGGGAGACCCUACGCAGAACCCACAGGGAGGGGAUGAGGUGGUUUUGUUUUUCUGAAACAGGGUUUGUCUGGUAGCCUUGGCUGUUCUGGAAUUCACUCUGUAGACCAGGCUGGCCUCAAACUCAAAGAUCCACCUGCCUCUGCCUCCCGGGUGCUGGGAUGAAAGUCGUGUAUCACCACCGCUAGGCUAUAUAAAGUUUUGUCUUUAUCUUCACAUCCCAGGUUCUCACCUUGGAACCUGGGGACCCAAUUGCUGGUGAUUCCCGUCUCAGACCAAGCUGGCAUAAACGUCUGAUGUCCUUCCUUCACCUCCCAAAUGGUGGCGUGAUAGACUAGUGCUACCCCAGAACCUGGGAAAGAGUUACUGUUUCCCUAACGAUGUGCAGCAGAGAAAGAUGUGGACAA
Molecule: messenger RNA, 7907 nt
Organism: Meriones unguiculatus (Mongolian gerbil)
Lineage: Eukaryota; Metazoa; Chordata; Mammalia; Rodentia; Muridae
Product: zinc finger protein 431-like
Exons: 6
Coding region: 2967-4808 (613 amino acids)
Biological process (GO): regulation of transcription by RNA polymerase II
Molecular function (GO): RNA polymerase II cis-regulatory region sequence-specific DNA binding; DNA-binding transcription factor activity, RNA polymerase II-specific
Source: RefSeq, a predicted model, not a curated record